UUGAGGUUAUUGUUUUGUUUGUGCUACGUGAAACAAUUCUUGAAAUCUCAAUUUUUUACUUUUGCUGUAAUCAAUUUGCCCUCUAAAUUUAGUUUAACCGUUUUAAAUGACUGAAACGUGAAAGAUGUAACUGCCUCUCAGCGAGCUGAAGUGCUUAUCAGUUUCUGGUCUUGGAUUUUAGACUGGCACUCCUAUCUUGACAAACCCACAUUUCAUGCAGAUUGAUUUAAAACAACAUUUUUCAAUGGCCUGAUGAUGGAUGAUUUAAGUCGAGAAGAGCUGAUCACCAAAUGCAAGCAUUAUUUGUCUCUCGCUCAAAAAGCCAAGCAAGCCAAAGAUGAAGCACUGAAGAAAUUAGAUGAUCUAGACGCAGAAUUGAAAAAAUGUCAAAAUGCAGAUAAGAAAACAAGCGCUAAUGAAACAGAGACUAGAAGUGGUGCUGAUGUAGAUAUUUUGGAAGCACAGUUAGAAAGCUGUGAGAGGAGGAUCUCUCGAUUGUCAGAUGAAAAUGAAAAACUAUUGGUAAAAUUAGAUGCAUCAGAGCUGAAGUGCAAGCAGUUGGAAGGAGAAUUAAAAAACACAAGCAAGAAAGAUGAAAUCGCGGAACUACGUUUGCAGAACCAGAAACUUCAAGAAAAACUGGAGGAAGCAAAUUCAACGCGUAAAGCAGUAGUGAAAAAAUUGGAAGAAGUAUCUAUCGAAACACGUCAGUUAAUUGAAAACUCAGAACAAUUAUCUGAUGACAAUGAGUUACUCAAAAAGCAGGUAACCACCUUGCAAGAUUCAAAGAAAAAUAACGAAUAUGAAAUUGAAAAGCUCAAAGAAAAAGUGGCCAAGCUUCUAGUUGCCGAUGAACUGACGAAAGAGGAAAACGGUAGGUUAGGUAGUGCAGUAGAUACAUUAAAAAAACAAAUACUCGAAAAGAGUAAAGAAAUUGAACAUCUCACCUCAAAAUCAUUGGAGCUGGCACAAAAAAAUGAAUAUAUUUCUGCAUUAUCCACUGAGAUUGAAACUUUAAAAAAGUGUAAUGAAUCGCUUCAACAGGAGUUAGGAAGCCCUUGUCCUCUUGAUUCAGAUAAAAAUACGCUGCUUGCAGAAAAUGAAACUUUGAGAAAUAAACUGGUUUUUGCUUUCGAUAGUGUUACUUCGUUAAAACAGAAGGUUGAAAAUCUAAAGGGAACAGUCAUUAGUGAAUUGAGUGCUUUGCUAUCGCAAAAUGAAGCAAGAGACAAAGACUUACAGGCGGCCAAAGCACAUCUCAGCAGUAUUAAAAAUACAAAAAUAGUUAGUUUGAAACAAAAAGUGUCAAAUUUGCAUUGGAAGUACAAAAAACUUGCAGAAGAAAAUAGUCGACUGAAUAUUGCCUUAAGCGAAAAAACUGCUCUCAGCGAAGAAUUCCUCGUUGAUAAAAAUGAAAUUUCAAAAACUUUAGAAAAUAUCAAAGAGGAAGUAUCAAAACUGAAAUGUGAUAAAGAUCGUCUGGAGUUAGAAAAUGGCCAAUUGAAAGGAGAGUCUGAAACAAUAGUUGUUUCGAAAGAAGACCUAAUUAAGAGUGCUGAAAAGUGCAAGAAACUCGAAGAGGAAAAAUCGCUGCUAGCUGGUGAGAACAUGGAGUUAUCCAAGAAGUUAGAUUCUCUGCAUUCCGAUUUUGUCAAAAUACAAGACAAGUGUAAUGAGUUGGACAAAAAAGCCACGGAUAUGAAUAAUCAGAAUGCAGAAUCCUUCCAAAAAGAAAUUAGUGCCUUAAACAAAGAAAAAUUAGAACUUGAAAAAAAUCUUGACAAAUUGAAAUCAAGUGAAAGUGAAUUAAGUGCAGAAAUGGCCAAUUUAAUUGCACAAAAUAAGGAGUUAUUGAAUGAAAAGCAUUUAUUUGAAAGCACAGAGAAACAGAUGGUCUGUAAUAUUCAAAAUUUAACUGAAGAAAAUGAAAAGUUAAAGGCACAGAACUGUGAUUUUGAAUCUUGCAGGGAUAAACUUAAUUGUGAGAUAGUUGAGCUCACUGAAAAAAUCGAUGCCAUUAGGAAAGAAAGAGAUAAUUUUGCAUCAGAGAAUGAAAGAAUACAUUUAACGUUAAAAAAAUUGCAAGAAAAUUUUGAUCAAACAAAUUUAAGUCAUCAACGAGGGAUUCUCCAACUGAAGAAUCAAAUCAGAAGUCUAGAAAAGGAGAACUCGGAGUUGAUGUCUUGUAAAGAGGAAAAUGAAUCGCAGAAUGAACGUCUAAAAAUGCAAGAAAUAGAACUUAAGAAACUGAGAGGAAGUGUUGAAGAAAAUGAAAAUGUGAAGAAAAAAUUGAAUGAUUGUAUCAAUCUAAUAAAUCAACUAGAAGGGAAAAAUUUAAAGAUGCAGUCUUCGUUAGAGAAGAUGCAAAGUGCAGAUCUCAACAAAACUUCGGUUGCAGUAGAGCAGAAGAAGGAAAGUGCAGCUAUUAUUCUGAGAAAAGUGGAGGAAUUCCAACGUUUGAGACGAGAUUUAAAGGACUUUGUACAAGCUUCAUUUCAAGACCUGUCAACAUUUUCUUCAUUUGUCAAUCAGGAUAUUAUGAACAAAGUGAACGCACUGGUUGAAAACAAGAAUAUGCAUAUGGUUGCAAUGAAGAGGGAUCAUGCUGAAUUGCUGUCGGAGAUGCAGGAAAUGGUUACUAUUUUAAAGCAGCGAGGCGAAUUCAUAUCAAAACUUGAACAAAAAUUAUCGCAGAAGAAUGAAGAGAUUAAAGAAGUUACUUCAUCUUUCACCAGCAGGGUAGAGCAGCUAGAGCAGGAGAUAAGCAUUCUCCUAGCUGAAGUAGACUCAGAAAGAUCAUCGAAAACCUCACUCGAAGAAUCAUUAGUCAAGUGUGAAAAGCAAUUGACCACAAUACAGCAGGAACUUGAAGGUAAAAAUGUAAUUAUUGAUCAGUUAAAGACUGAGUUGUCCAAACUAGAGAGUUCUCUGAAAGAGAAAGAUGAAUUAAUUGUUUCGCAUGAGCAGGAUUUAAGUCGACUGCGAGACUUCCAGGAAAAUGAUACAUUAAGCACAAGCACCAUUAGUCGAACAGAGGAAGCAAACCGAUUGAAGGAUAUCGAAGAAAGUUUUGAAGACAGGUAUGCAAAAUUAAAAGUUGUGGCUGUUAAACUGAAGAAAAAGUGUAAUGACCUUACACGCCAGCUUGAAGCAGAGAGAAACAAAGUUGUAGAGGAGUCCGAAUUGCAGCAGAAAGUUCAGCAGCUAACUGCAAAAUUGAAAAACACACAGUGUCUACAGCAAGAGUUAGAUAAGGCCUAUGACAAUGUUGAACUGUAUCAAAAAGAUUUGAAAGCUAUGCAAAAGAAAUUAGAUGAAGAGAAGCAUGAUAAAAUUAAAAUUUCAGAAGAGCUGGAAACAGUCAAAUUAGAAUUGAAUAAUAAAGUAGGUGAAAUUACAAACUUGUUGAAGGAAAAGAAUGCCCUGAAAACGUCUGUUGAUGCAUUGUCCAAUCAGAUAGAAGUAUUACAAAAAGAAAAGAGAGCCGCUGAAAUGGUGUCUCAGCAGAAAGAGAAAGAAGUUAACAAAAUGCGAGAGAAACUUGUCGAAAAAGAAAAAGAAAUGAUUGCUCAAAGGCAACAAUUGGAGGAAGCAUUUGGUGUCUCUAAAAAACAAAGUAUUUUGAAUUUAGAAUUACAAGAUUAUGAAAAGACUGUCUCGGACUUAACUCAACAAUUAAAUGUUGAGAAGUGUCAUGUGAAAAACCUGCAAGAUGAAUUACAAGAGGCUCAGAAGGCUAAAAAAACCCUCGAUGACCAGAUAGGGACAAUGGAAACACAAAUUUCCUUUGAACGAAGUAAAAGCAUAAAAAUUGCUGAAAAUCUAAGCUUGACUGAAAGUAAAUUAUCUGAGGUUGAAGGUUCUAUAAAAAAAUUCAAGGAUGAAAUCAGUAUGAUAACUUCAAAUCUUGAAAAAGAGAAGUGCCACAGUGAGGACCUGUCAUUACAAUUAGCAGAAGUCUCAUCUGAGUUCACGCAGUUUAAAAAUUCUUCGAUAGCGAAAGAAAGAUCCCUUGUUGAGCAAAUAAAUACUCUAACAGCCCAGCUAGACAAAACCAGAAAGUUGUUGCACGAGUCGCAAGAAGAAUGUGAAACGAUGAAAUCUGAGUUUCAAGCCUAUAAAAUUAGGGUGCACAGUGUUCUUGAAAAACACAAAAAAGAAAACACAAAUCAAAAAGAGGAAGAAGUCAUGAGAAUUCGGUUAGAGCAGUUAGAAGAAUCCAAUAAGGCUCUGAAAUUACAAUUAGAAAAUGUAUCUGUUGAUUUGGACACGGCUAAGUUCAAUUUGAAUAAAGCACUAUCAGAGAAAGAAUCAUGCGAUAAAGGUCUGAAAGAAGCCAGAACAACUUUGUCCAAGAAAAACAAGGAACUAGAUGAGGUCAAAAAUGAGCUAAAGGCGUUCAAAGUUAAGACUGACCUCUUAAUUUCUUGCCAUAAGUCGCAAAUGGAAGAAGCAAGGUUGAAGUAUGAAACUGAGCUACAAACUCUAAGAGGAAGAAUUUCUGCACUUGAAAUUGAAUCAUCUAAGAUAGAACAAGAUGCAAUGAAAACUAGUUCUGAUUCCCUCAAACAGUCGAACCCUGAUUUUGAAUUUUCUGCAACCCGUGAAGAAGGGGAAGGCUCUGAAAACACAGACAUAACCCCUUUGUCUUACAAUUUGCCUCAUCCUAGAAAACAAACUAUAAUGCCAUUAGAACAGCUAUUAGAAGCCUCUGAUUUGAAUUCUGAAAAUGAAGUUGUUCAAAUAGAUGAGCUGAAACAUGAUUUAGCAACAUAUCAGUCCCAAGUGCAACAUUUAUCUGCUUUGCUAAAUGAGUCUGAAAAGAACAACGCCCGCAAUGAGCAGCUGAAUUCAUUUUUGAAAGAAGAAAUUCGUCGAUUAGAACGCAGUCUUGAAAGACAACCUCACAUCACUAAUUCAGAGUAUUUGAAAAAUGUCAUUUUUAAAUUUAUCACCUUACAGAGUGGUGAUGAAAGAUCUCGUCUGGUUCCUGUCCUUGAUACGAUUCUUAAAUUGAGUCCUGAUGAAUCUAAGAAAUUGUCAGCUGUUGCCAGUGGUACAGCAGAAACACCUGCUGGGUGGAAUUUUCUUAGUUGGUAAAUAAAUUUAGCUAGAAUUCAUUUUUCAAACUUUGUUACCUGUGAUUUAAUCGGAACGAGGGUCUGAAUGGAACACUUCAGAAGUACCCUCCUUAGUUUUAGUUCAAGUUAUACCAACACUUAAACUGAAGAUGUUACAAACGUUUUUCUGCAAAGUAUAUAAUGAUUUUUAAAAAAUGAAGUGAGUACGACCUCAGUCUUUCUCUUAGCUCUGCUUUUUUGGGGGACAAAAUGUUCUUCUUUCUUGAGUUGGUUUUUGUCAUUGUGCCAGGGUUAGGUGAAAUUCAAUGCUUGAUGACCCUUUACCCAAUAUAUUUGCUGAUGAGCUUACUUGGGUGUAGCUUAUGAAGCACAUAUUUUUCCUACACUUGUCUUCUUUUCGUAUUUUUCCAUUGGCAGAUCAAAGAGGGCAUCCCUCUCCUCUUCUUUCCAUCUACCUGUUUGAGGUGUCUACAUUAGCCUCUGGUUAGGAGAGCCUGUAGAAAGUAAAAUUAGCAUGUAUAAUUAAGAAAACUGUGAUGUUAAGUUUGUAGUUUUAUUUCAUGUGAAUUUGAUGUAAAUUAUUCAUGAGUUUCUUACAAGGCCAGUAAAAUAUUCCCAUUAUCUACCAUGAAUUUCUGUAGAAAAUCCUCUAGCUUUUAUUAAAAUUUAAAUCAGAGCAAAUUAUGUCUGAAUUUGAAUUUUUCCCGUUAUCUAUUUAAAAAGGAAUUAAAAUUCAGUGUUUUGAUUCAGAAAAGUUUCAAUGCUGCAAGUGAAGAACAUAAGCCAGCCGGAUAGAUUUUAGUCCUUGUCACCUACUUAUUUUAGGCAUACAAUCGCAUAUCUCAGAUCUGUAUUUUCAAAGCACAUUUAUCAUUUAUAACAGCGAUUCUCAAACGUUCUAUCUCACAAACUUCCCUCCCUCCUUCAAAUCAGUGACUUAUUUUUGCAUCUGAUGUAUGUCUUGAAUACAUUGAGAAACAAACCUGCUAGCAGGUUAGGGAUAAUGCUGGGAUGUGCUGUCAUCUUGUCGAUUUAAAGCACUGUGUGUCAAUCGCAGAUUCAAAACCCUGAUAUAACAUGAGCACAAAAAGUUCCUAAUGUUCCUAGUUCAAAUCAUUGUAUUCAUUCAAAUCCCCUUUAUGUAAGAUGUAAAAAUUUUCAUACUGUGUUGGCCAUCCUCUCAAGUUCAAGCAAUCCUAAAUAACUUAAUUAGAUUUUAUUCUUUAGCUUGCUAAAACUUCCUGGAAUUGUCUUAUUGAGUUCAGCAGCAAUAGUUGAUACAAAUUAGCAGGAAAUAAGUUAAUCGGUUGUAUAAUUUUUGUUUCAAUCCGGUAGAGAAUGUUCCAAUUGUCUCCUGAAUGUUUCCAAGCUCAUAAUAUAAUUUUUUAAAAGAAUGUUUCCCAAAACACGUUUGAUGUUGUGAGUUUAAAGAAAUACUACAUGCUGAUUGAUCAGCAAAGUUUCUUGCUUCUCAGUUUGAUGUCAUUGUUAAGUAAGGAACAGGAAUAAAUUAACAACUUUUGUAAAUUUGAAAAGAUGAUUCUAGAAUUGCAUAAAGAAAAAAUACAUACAAAAUAUGUUGUGUGUUUAAAAUAAUCGGGUUUUCUAUGCCCCACAAACUCCUUACAGGAAAUGAAAGUAAUAUCGUUUAACCUGUUCUUUUAGAAGUCUGUGAUUUCCAAGCAAGUUGAAUAAAAGAAAAAUAGAAUUCCAAGCUUGGACUGUAAUUUAAGAGUUUAAAGCCACUAUUUCUUCUUGGUUCACAAUUGUUUCUUAUAUGAUUUCCAACAUUCCGCUUGUUUAUUUCCAACCAAAAUUCACGUGAAACAUCUCUAAAUUGGAUGACAAUGUAUUAGUGAUUAGCAUGUAGUAGCAAAGUUCAGUUUUAGCUAGUUUUUGUGGGAAAUAACAUUUUUCAAAUUUAUGAUACCCCUGCAUUAUUAAGGAACUUUUAUACUAUUUUACUUCAGUAAUUCUGUAGCAUCACCCUCCUUUAAUAAAUUUUUAAAAAUUUUUCUCUGUGAAACAAAUUUUGGUUGGCGAACAUAGACUUCCAUUAUAUUUUUCUCUUACAUUGUUACCUAAUCUUUGUUUUUAAUGUCAAUAUUUUAAAUGACAAGAUUCAUGAACAGGAAACGAAGGGAAACAAGAGAGGUUAAAUAAAUUCAUUUUACAGCUAAGUAGUGAAUUUAGUAGGGUCAGCCUGACAGUUUGAGCAAACACAAUUCACAGAACGAAGGUGCAAGUGGCAAUACUUGAGAUUAACAAUUUCUCAAUACUUAGAAUGAAGAAAUUGGAAAAGUUGUUGAGUGAAUGGAAGAUAAUGUUUGAAGCUCUCAAAUGAGGCUUAUCUGCACCAAACCGCAAUCUUAUGUUUUUUCUCUCUCUCUUUCAUCCGGUGUGCUAUGUAAUAUCCCUAUCAUAUGUGUUAAUCUCUCUUUUUUGAUACUACCAAAAAUAAUGGAUGGAUCAUAAAAAAUGUGCUAUCUUUGAAGAAAUAAUCAAUCCUAUUUUUGUUUAGUGUGCUUCUACCGGCUUUUUUUCUAUUUGCAGUGAAUGAAUCAUUCAGAUUUUUGUGUUAAUGUAACUAAUUGAAUUUAAUACUAUUUUUUGCUGCUGUUUUAAUUGAAAUAAGGAAGAUUUCGGUGAGUGCAAGUAUUUGCACCUCUAAGGAGCACAAGGUACGCUAUUUUCCCUCAGUUUAUAACUGCUGCAGGAUUUCAAUACAUAAUCUCCUUUAGUUAAUUAUUUUAAGUUAUUGAUCGACUGUUGGUGAUAAUAAAGUAAUUUAUUCAGUUUCAA
Molecule: messenger RNA, 7883 nt
Organism: Bemisia tabaci
Lineage: Eukaryota; Metazoa; Arthropoda; Insecta; Hemiptera; Aleyrodidae
Product: GRIP and coiled-coil domain containing 185 kDa
Source: RefSeq, a predicted model, not a curated record